AUGGAAAAAUUGGUGACAAAUAUUCCGGAUGAUAGUAACGGAUAUCAGUGCAAUAAUUUUUUAGUAGAGGAACAGAAUGAUCCCUUGACUGUUUACUUCUAUUCAUUAGUGAAAAAAUUCAUUCGUUUAUUUUCUAAACCAUUUCCACAUCAAGUUCUUAUCAGUCGAAAGACAUUAGAAGGUAAUUGGAGCGAUUUUAAGCAAUCAUUUCAUACAACUUACCGACAGUGGUUAGAUUAUGAAUCUUGGUGGAUUGUACUAAGUACACUAAUUGUUAUUACAACUCUCUUAUUUUCUCUCUUGUAUAUAUUCUAUAGUGCGGUAAGAUGUUGUAUUGCAUCAAGUAAAAUAAAAACAACGGAUAGAAGAUGUGAUUGCUGUAAACGCCAUUUGCUCAAUAUUUUUAUUGCCGUUUUCGUCCUUAUAGAUGUUUUUGCGGUAUCUUCAUUGCUUAUCAGUAGUCAAUAUGCGGAAUAUGGAGCUGAUGAACUACCUCGACGUCUCAGUUAUUGUAUAGAUGAUCUCUCGUUUUAUAAGAAAGAAACGGAUCAAAAAAUUCGAAAUACAUUAGUUGAUGAUUUCCAAAAAUUAAAUGAAUCUUUGUCAUCUCUGAUUGCCUCAGGCGGUAAACCAAUUGUGCAACGUGUCAAAAAAAUUACUGGUGCACAUGCCAUGGAUUCGUUUCUUAAUAUUUCCAUUGAGGCUCAAGAAUUGCUUAAGCGUGUAGCUGAUGAUGGAGAUAAAUUGAAAACAUUAAAUGAUGAAUUGUUUUCACUACGAAAUGAGCUAACUAAACUAUAUCGAACAUCAAUUAAUGAAAUAUAUGAUUGCAUUCAUAAUGAUUUUGAAAUUAUUAAAAGAUCUUGUGAAGAAAUUGGAAAUGAACUAACUGAUAUCGAUAACUUUACGCUUCAUCUUCAACAAGAUAUUCUUACUAGUGAUAUGAUGAAUGCAUUGAAUAUGUUAGCUGAAUCAAACAUUGCUGAAAUAUUUAUUGAAGCAAUAUCAGAUUUUAAAAAUGGAGAAGUUGAAUUAAACAAAAAAAUACAAGAAAAGGAACAAGCCAUACAAUUAAGUAUAAAAGAAAUUCAACACGAUUUAUUACGUAUUGCUGAUACAUUAUCAAUGCAAAUACGACAAAUUAAACCGGAAUUAUUGCAUAAUAUAUUACAACAAUAUAUGGGUGUUAAUUAUCAUAACACCGUGCAAUACACAUGGUAUGCUUCUCUAACAUUGUGUGCCAUAUUUUCAUUAAAAGCAUUUUAUUUCUUAUUUGCAUUAUGUUAUGGUUGUUUUGGGCGACGACCAAAUGGUUAUCGAAAUGAUUGCUGUAUUCGUUCUACUGGUAGCAAACUUUUCAUUUGUGGAAUUUGGUUAGCAAUAAUACUAUUACCAGUGAUAUCUGCAUUAACAGCUUUUUUGCUACUAAUUGGUGUUAAUGCUUAUUCACUUGGAUGUUGGCCAUUAGAUGAUCCAUUUUCAAGGCCUGAUAUGCUAUCGCUUAGUGAACGUAUAUUUGAUGUAUGGCGUAGUAAACAAAUCGAACAAGACUUAUCACCACUAAUGAAUCAGUUAUCAUUAUCUAAUGUGAUACGAUCAUGUAUGCGUAAUGAAACAUUAUAUCACAUAUUUGCAAUGGAUAACAAAUAUCAUUUAUAUGAUUUACGACAAUAUGGUAAAGAAUUAUACGAUCGUCUAGAAUUAAAUAUUCAUGAUGCUUUCUCAGAUAUAAAUUUAUCAAAAUCAAUUGGAACAUUUGCUUCACCAGAACAACUUAUAACGUUGCAACAAAUUGUCAAUAUUACCAUUGAAUCAAAUAUUCCACAAAUUUCUCUUCAGAUCAAAGAUAAUAUAGAGCAAUUUGAAAAAAUUCCUCGAUUGAUAAGUCUAAUCGAAGAUGGCCAUGCAAAUCGUAAUCUUCCACGAUCUGUUCAAAUAAUUGCUGAACAGUGGCGAACAUUUCAGAUGAAAGAUGUAAAUCCAACAUUGCUAAAUCUUGCAAAUGGAUUAAAAAUGCUUAUUGAAUUAGACGAUCGAUUUGGACGAAUCGCAUUACCCAGUGUUGCAUUAUCAGCCAAAUUACAACAUGCACAAGCAUUGUUAUCAUCAAAUUUGAAUGAAUUUUUUCGUGCAGCUGCUGAUCAAUUAGUGCAAGAAAUGCAGCAACAAAUUGAACAGUAUAUUGAACAUGUUCGCAUACAGAUGUCAACAAAUGUAUCAAGUUGUAUUCCAUUAUUUAAUAUUGUCAAAAGGACACGUACGGUAUUAUGUCAAGCAUUUGUGGAUCCAUUUAAUGGCAUUUGGGCAUCAAUGAUUAUAAGUAUUUUAUGUACAAUACCGCUUGUUGUAAUGGGAUCUGCAGCAUCAGCAUUGUAUAAAAAGAAACAUCCUUAUCCAAAAUACAUUGUAAAUGAACCAACAAAUACAGAUGGACAAGGAGCAUCAGGUACACUUGUUACCGAUUCAUAUGAUAUCAGAGGUGGACAGCAAAAACUAGUGUAUCCAAAUACUUAUGCGAUGUAUUUUGGUUAUCCACCACCUUAUUUAAGAACAAGGAGUUGA
Molecule: messenger RNA, 2562 nt
Organism: Brugia malayi
Lineage: Eukaryota; Metazoa; Nematoda; Chromadorea; Rhabditida; Onchocercidae
Gene: Bma-prmn-1
Exons: 17
Coding region: 1-2562 (853 amino acids)
Cellular component (GO): membrane
Source: RefSeq, a predicted model, not a curated record